AACACAUCAUCCACGAGUGCUCCUCCGAAUCGGUCCUUUACAAAAUUUAAAGCACAGCCAAAAUCAGUUUCAUCUGUUUUGUUUCGAAUUUCCAAUCCUACAUUGAAUCAAAAGCUAAAAUGAAGAUCAUACAAAAAUCAUAGUCAAUAAUAGUCGUCCAAAACAAGACUUUUUUGGUCAUCAUGAUGGAUGCCACUAAAAACGCGUCUCAACAAUCGGAUGAUCCUGACCAAUACCAAUAUGGAACUUGUGGCCUUAGUUAUGGAACCACGGAUGAAAUGCCCGACCAUUGCCGCACUCGUAAUUCUAUUCCAUGCACCUUUGUGGAGACACAACGAGCACUGAAUGGAGCAGUUCGUUGUUUUGCAUACGAUUCCACUGGGAUGAACCUGAAUGACCUCUCCAAGCUUCUCCAUCAUAUUCAACGGGACCUCACACAAUUGCUGAAGACCAUUGCAUCCACGGGCCAUCACAAGGUUGGAAUGGUUAUCAUGGCAGAAUGUGGCAACAUGGAUCAACAAGGGGACAUUCUUGAGCUUCUCGAAAUGCCUAUUAGAUCUGGUCCUUGCAUUGAGUUAGUGGACUCCAAUGUGAUGGAGACCCUGCAGACCUUGUUCAUUUCUAUUGGCAACAUCUUGGAGGACCUUCGGGAUAAUGGCGCUCAUUUUGACACAAUUCAACGGUUUGUUUCCAUCAGAUUAGAAUGCGCUCGAUGUAAACCUUUGGAUGGGAAAUGCAACUUGCUUUCGGUCACCAUGACCAAACAAUUGCGACAAAGUAAGAUGAAGAAAGGUGAAAUAACGAAAAAUGAUUGCUUUUACCGAGCAAUUGCGUUUCACUUUGUAAAAAAGGAGGAAGAAAUUGAAGCAUUUAUGAAUAAGUUCAUCAACCGACUUCAUGCCAGCGAUGAACCUGUGGAAGUGCGGGAAAUUACCAAAUUUGAACAAAUUAACCCAAAGUUAUCACUCCGAAUCCACGUACUUCAUAUGGACGGGGAUGAGAGUGUUUAUCCGAUUAGAACCUCAAGUAAUAAGCAAGGUAAACACCUCAUUACCGUGGUGCAUUACAGCUGUAGACAUAACGAUAAGGGUAUUAGUCAUUAUUCUCUUGUAACGGACCUUGGUAAAUUUAUACGAAAAACUUACCGAAAUGCCAAAGGAAAAAAAACAUACCAGAAAUGCUUUCCUUGUCCCAACUGUUUCCAAAAGUUAUCCAGCCCCCAAGUUUUGGAGGAACAUAUGGCAAAAUGUAUCAAAAAUGAGCCUCAAAUAGUGGUACUUCCCAAGAAAAAUGAAACCAUAACAUUUAAAAACCACACCAGAAAAUUCAAGAAGCAAUUCAUUGGGUUCUUCAGCUUGAAAACGCCCACCUCAGAAACCAAAUGUACUAAGUGUUCCAACAAUUUUAGAUGUGACCACAAAAGCGAAAUUGAUCAAGAUCACCUUGGAUUGGCUUAUUGUCUCAUCAUUUUAAAUCAGAAUUAUGACAUUGUAUUUGAGCGACACUACGUUGGGAAUAAUUGUGAUGUCGAUUUGCAGGAUGCUCUGAUCCAAGCUCAAAAUGAAUUAAAGGGUAUCACCGAGAGUGUUGUAAAUGAGCACCCUACAGACUCAGAAAUGAAUGAUCACAUGCAUGAGCAAAAAUGCCAUGUUUGCGAGAAACCUUUUGCUUCUCGAAGAGAACAUGGUGAUGAUGGCUUUGAUGAUACGGAUGAUGAUACUGAUACUGACACGGAUGAGCCUGAGGCCGAAUCGAUCGUGAUGGAUCGUUGCCGUAUCACUGGUAAGAUUUUAGGGGCUGCCCAUAAGGCUUGCACUAUUGAAACGUUCUAUUCCAAACUGAUUCCGAUAUACAGUCACAAUUUCAGCCACGAAGCAACUCGCACAAUAUUAACAAGCUUAAAAUUUAGUUCAAACUUAAAGAGGGCUGAAGGCUUGCCACUUAACAAUGGCCGAUUGAGGAGUUUGCAAAUUUUCAAUUUUAACUUUCUUGACUCGAAAACGUUUCUUCAAGGAUCGUUGGAGGAAUUGCUGGAUGAUCUAAUUAAAUCAAAGGAAGCUUACUUUCCAGUCCUAAAACAGAUGGCCAGUUUUGCCAAAGGAAAAAAGAGCAAACAUCUUUUCUUGCGAGAUACGACUGCUUGUGAACGAGUCUCUUUCGAAAUUAAUAUGAGACAUGACGCGGCUGUUUUGGCCGAUGUCUUCAUCAAGUUCAGGGAGCUGAUGUAUUCAAAGUUUCAACUGGAUUUGUGUCACUACUAUUCUCUACCUGGUUUCGCAUAUGACAGUAUGUUCAAAUUGACAGGGGUUGAGAUCGAGCACAUUGGGAACAUGGAGAUGUUUUUAAUGCUUUCACAAAACAUACGAGGGGAAGCUUCAAUUGUGAGCAAUCGGUUAAAUUCAAGCCAAACAGAGUCUCAUACCGAAGUACAUAAUGACAGACUCAUCCAAAUUCCAUCUAAACGCAACAAUAUGUUGCAUCUGAAAGCCAAUAAUCUUUACGGGAUGGCGGAAAGUCGAAUGUUGCCCAUCGGAGAAUACACAUUUCUGGAAAGGCGGGAGAUUCAAAAUUUGGACCUUGACUCUUUAGAUGAAAAUGAUGCUUACGGCUACAUUCUCAUGGUGGAUUUGGAAUAUCCUUCAGUAUUGCACAAAAGCCAUCGAAGCUUUCCUCUGGCUCCUGAAAGAGUAACUGUAACCCAAGAUAUGCUCUCAUCUUAUCAGCAACAAUGUCAACCACUAUCAUACGAAACCGACACAGGAAUAAGCAGACUUUCAGCCACUUUCUUUGAUCGUAAAGAGUAUGUGGUCCACUAUGUCACACUGAAGCUCUAUCUUAGUUUGGGGAUGAAAUUGACGAAGAUACAUCGAGUUAUCAAGUUUCGUCAAUCGAAAUUUCUGAAAACUUAUGUUGAUGUUUGUACUCAACUACGCCAGAACUCCAAAACUGAUUAUGGAAAGCGUACGUUCAAAUUCAUGACAGAUUGUGUUUAUGGCAAGUUCAUUGAAAAUACCGACAGGCAUCAGAAAGUCAUGUUUGCCGAGUCUAAGAGAUCUCUGGAGAAACAGACCACGAACCCUCAAUUUCUAGGCUUUGACAUUGUUUCACCAAACUUAGUGGCUGGUUACAUGAAGCCCUCCAAAGUGGUGCCCAAGCAGGCGUAUGCGAUUGGGUUCACCAUUUUGGAAUAUAGCAAAGAGGCCAUGUACAGGGCCUUCUACAACAACAUUUCCCCAGCCUUCAAUGGCAAAUGCGAGGUGCUAAUGAGCACUAGCGAUACUUUGCUUGUUUCUACAGAGUUUUCUCGCAAUCCCUUCGAAAAAAUAUUGAACAUCCUUGACACUUCCAAUUUUGAAAGUGAUCAUCCGUUGGCCAAUCAAGACCGUCAUCUCAGUAUUGAGUACUUUCAAUCAGAAACGGGUUCCAAACAAGUACGUCACUUCAUUGGGUUAAGAUCGAAAUGUUUUGCUAUGGACACUGAAGGUACUGAAGGACCAUUAGAACACAGAAAACAAAUACCUCAAACGAGCUUUUGGUCAUACAUUCAAGACAUUUUGUCCGACGGGUACACACAGGAUCAGAUCCGUGAUCCAAUCCAAAGUGUGAAUCAGGCACUGAUAGAGAUCAAGAAUAGGCGAUUGGGCUUUUCGAGAUACGAUGGGAAACGCUAUGUUUUGCCUUGCGGAAUUCAUACCCUACCAUAUGGCAGUUGUGAAAUUGAAUAUAAUUCGGUGGCAUGCUCUUUUUGUCCUCUUACCUAUGACACCUAGUUAAUGACACUGAUCCAUAUCCAUGUUGAAUGUAUAUAUAUGUACCAAUUUUUAAAACUUGUAUGUAAAUAUUGUGUGUUAUAUUGAUCCAUCCAAAAAUUAUGCCACUAUAUUGAUUGUACUAUCCCUUUUUGUCCCAAUAAAACACUGUUAAUGUCAAGUAUAAAAGAGAGUCG
Messenger RNA from Tigriopus californicus, 3946 nucleotides. RefSeq lists its product as uncharacterized. The record is from RefSeq and is a predicted model, not a curated record. Lineage: Eukaryota; Metazoa; Arthropoda; Copepoda; Harpacticoida; Harpacticidae. The transcript has 2 exons. Bases 183 to 3770 code for a protein of 1195 amino acids.